Leishmania mexicana MHOM/GT/2001/U1103 is the source of this 1155-nucleotide messenger RNA. RefSeq lists its product as hypothetical. NCBI's taxonomy places the organism in Eukaryota, Euglenozoa, Kinetoplastea, Trypanosomatida, Trypanosomatidae. Bases 1 to 1155 code for a protein of 384 amino acids. The transcript has a single exon. The record is from RefSeq and is a predicted model, not a curated record.
AUGCUCCGUUGUACUUCUCUUCUGCAGCUUCGGGUUCUGUGUCUGACGAUGCUGCCCGACGGCGGCGCGCUUACGCCAGCGCUGCGGAAGUUGGGCUACACCCCAUACACCCUUCGCUCCACGUACCAGCAGGGCCACGCCAGCACCCACCCUAUCGAGUGGUCCCAGCUGCUGGAUGGCAAAACGAAUGCGUUGCCUGCCAAGGUGCUGGCGGACUACGACGCCGUCGUCGGCCCACCGGGUGCCAUGGUGUACGACGUGCUGCUGCGCCAGGCGCCGGGCUACACCAAGGUCAUCCUGGUCGAGGAGACGGAGAAAGAUAAGUGGGCAGAGGAGUACGAUGCGUAUCUGGAGCGCCUGCAGAUCUCGACGAAGCGCGCCUCAAAGAAUCGAAUUACGCAGGCCUUUCGGAACAUGAUCGCCAAGAUGGCCGUUGGUGGCGAUGCAUCAGGAGCGCUGGCGGCGGCCUCAGCUGGUCCUAGGUCGUCUCUGAUGACGGGUCGCUCUCAGAGCCACAUGGCAUCCUCCUCCGGUGACCUGCGCCGCUCCUUCGCUGCGGAGGCGGCCGAGUUGAAGCGAGGUAUUCGUGGCAGCAAGGCGUCCUCCGCCACAUCUGCGAGUGGCCCUAGCGAGGAUACUCGCGGCACGGCAAAGGCAAAGCACGCAAAGAGCGAGAGAAACGCGAAGGAUGGCGAACUGCAGCAUCCGCGCGCUGUCGCGCUGCAGUUGUACGAGGAGAGUGUGAGGGUGUCGAUUCCGCCCAGUGCGCUGCUUGUGUACCGCUACGGCGACGGGUGGGAGCCGCUCUGCGCCUUCCUCGACAAGCCCGUUCCCUCCAUCCCCUUCCCUGAGUACGAGGAUGGCCUUCGUGUCCUCGGGAACCUGCAGGAGCGGAUCGAUCGGGCACACACAUUGCAGUACGCGGUGGGCGGCAUCUGCACUCUGUGCGUCCUGAUGACGGUGCUGCCGCGUUGCAGGGGCAUUGUGGGGUUUGUGAAGGACCUGUACACGGACUACAAAGUCGCAUUCGGCGCUGACAGUGCCGCAUGUGCGAGGACGGCGCCCGGAGGUGGUUGCUCGAAAACAGAGGCCGAAAGGCUCGAGACCGCGUGGCAGAAGCGUGGCGGCUCUGUAACGCGCACAACGGAGGAGUGA